AUGCCUCCUCACACAACUUUACAAUAUACCAUGCCUUCCAAUACCACUACAAAUUCAAAGCCAACUUCAAUCACAUCUUCAAGCGGUAUUACUCAGUUAGCCGCAACUCCCAAACCUUCAAACACCAACGCAACUACUCGGCAAAGGAGGGCAACCUCUGCAUCGUCCUACGUUUUUGCACCAAGUUGGUUAAUAAAUAAUAAAACCGUGCCUGCGGUAACCGAAGGAAAAUCUACGAAGGAGGAUGCAAAAGGAGUGGGUUCGUCUAAGAAGGAGGAGUUGGGUGUUGUUAAGCAGGUGAAAGAUGGAAACUCUUCUCUUAGCAGCUUUGCACAUGCGUCAGCCAAUGGCUCCGCGCAGUUAACUUCCAUUCGAACAAAGCCGAAAGAUUUUUCUAGCUCUCGCUUGAAAACUUUGGAAGAGACUGAUGGAAAUGAGGAAGUAGCUAAGACGCUUCACGGGCGAUCACGUUCUGUGUCUCAAACGAACUCGUCGACCAUUUCGUCUUCGCCGUCAAGUUUUGAUCGGAAUUUUCCUACCCUUGCAAAAAAGAAACAAUUCCCGUUGUCUGUUGACCUUCAAACAAAAGGCGUCGAUAACAUGUGGG
This is a messenger RNA of Acaulospora morrowiae, 607 nucleotides long. NCBI's taxonomy places the organism in Eukaryota, Fungi, Glomeromycota, Glomeromycetes, Diversisporales, Acaulosporaceae. The record is from the annotation of a GenBank genome assembly.